AUGUUAGUCUUCCGUGGUAUCGCACCCUCUUAUAUCCCAAUAGAGGAAGAACUUUUGCAACUUGAUGCUAACAUUUAUCAGAGUGGAAUGAUAAAGAAUUUGAAUAGACAAUAUUAUUCCCCAAAUCACACUGAGGUCCUUCCGGCUUGGGGAAAGACUACCACACUUGUUGUUGUGGGAUAA
Molecule: messenger RNA, 183 nt
Organism: Funneliformis caledonium
Lineage: Eukaryota; Fungi; Glomeromycota; Glomeromycetes; Glomerales; Glomeraceae
Source: the annotation of a GenBank genome assembly